This is a messenger RNA of Bemisia tabaci, 6442 nucleotides long. RefSeq names its product WD repeat and FYVE domain containing 2 (gene Wdfy2). Gene Ontology annotation, cellular component: early endosome. Gene Ontology annotation, molecular function: metal ion binding; protein binding. The record is from RefSeq and is a predicted model, not a curated record. Lineage: Eukaryota; Metazoa; Arthropoda; Insecta; Hemiptera; Aleyrodidae.
GAGCGCUGACAUUUCGUUAUCAGUUGUGUUUGUUUUCAUUAUCUCAGCGAGCUUUGGAUUAAAGAUAGAAGUGAGAGAAGAAAACAGUUCCUACAAAAUUUUAUGGUUUCAUCAGUAAUUAAAAGAAUCUUUAUUAUGUGUCCUGCCUGAUAAUUUACCCUCAUUCCUCUUUUCGGUCGCUUUUAUCACCAACAUGGCAGCUGCGAUCAAAGCCCCCGCUUCAGACUCAAGUGAUGACAGAUUCAAUUCGACUAAAAAACCUGUGCUAGUGUCGAAAUUAGAGGGAUGCGUGGAUGAUAUUAAUCAAGCUAUCAUUAUUCCUGGGCAAGACGGAGUGAUAAGUGUCAGCAAUGACAGGACUGUUCGAGUGUGGCUUAAAAGAGAUUCUGGACAAUACUGGCCUAGCAUCUGCCACACGAUGGCAUCACCAGCCACAGCUGUUCACUACACUCCUGAAACUCGACAGUUAUUCAUUGGCCAAGAAAAUGGGACCGUCUCGGAAUAUAUUUUAGCAGAUGACAUGAAUCGUAUGAACCAUGUGAAGGAUGUGCUAGCCCACCAAGGCCGAGUAACUGGAAUUCAUUUCUCUCUCCAUUGUGAGUGGGUCCUCUCCAUUGGUCGGGACAAAGUAUUUCAGUACCACUGUUCAGAGACCACCCGUCAGCGAGGAACAUUUUUCAGCACCGCAUGGUGCACUGCUCUUGCUUUUGACUCUCAGUCUAAACACGCAUUUGUCGGUGAUUACUCUGGACUCAUCACCAUGUUACUCUUGAAGAAUGAUGGGUCUCAAAUAAUAACGCAGCUGAAAGGUCACUCAGGAAGCAUCAGAACGUUAGCCUGGGAUUCGGCCAAGAAACUCCUGUUCUCAGGAAGCUUUGACCAGUCAGUUGUUGUUUGGGACAUCGGAGGCGGUCAAGGAACUGCGUAUGAACUCCAAGGACACAGGAACAAAGUUAAUGCUUUGUGUUAUGCCUCAAUGAAGAAUAUUGUGAUAUCUGGAGGAGAGGAUAUGGUUGUUGUGUUCUGGGAUAUGAAUGUGCAACGAAAGGAGACUCCUGAGUGGGUUGUCUCAGAUACAUGCCAGUUAUGUUCAGUUCCAUUCUUUUGGAAUGUGCGUGCAAUGAUGGAUCAGCGGCAAUUAGGUUUACGUCAGCAUCAUUGCCGAGGUUGUGGGAAAGCUGUUUGUGAUAAGUGUAGUCAUUUUCGAUCAACGAUCCCAAUCAUGGGCUUUGAGUUUCCUGUGAGAGUGUGCCAAUCUUGUCAUUCAUAUCUACAAGAUGUUGACCGAAGCCCAUUGGCAAUAUUUCAUGAUGCAAAACAUAGUAUAGUUUCAAUGGACCUAGAUGAACCCUGCAAGCGACUACUGACGGUUGGUCAAGAUCGGCUGAUAAAAAUAUGGGAUCUAUCAGCAAUCCUAUAGUCCAAUACUCUCUUUAUUCUAGAUAACCAAUGAGGGCAGGAAUGUGAAAGAUUCAACGCAGUCAUACAUUUGAUGAAAAUCGCUAAAAUCUGGUUUUGUCAGGUGAGUCCACUGUUCAACACACUUAUCUAUUAUCUCACAUUCGUUCUUAACAUUGAAAAAUGGAAGGCAUUUAGACAUUACCAGUCCUUAAGUCAUGAUCUUGAGGUUUCGUACAUAUUAAAUUUUCAUGCCCUUGCUUAAAAUUUUUGGAAGUAUUUGUUGGAGGGUAAAUAAAAAGAUAAAGUCAAAAUCAUUUUUGUCAAUUUGCACUGGUGAAAGCAAAGUUGUUGCCAACGGUUUUUUUUGUUGUUUCUUGUUUGUCAUCCUGAAAUUGAACUCAUGUUAAGAUAAAAUUUGAACUGCAUUGCGGAUAUUUCAAAAAUCAUUAAUAAGUUACUAGAAUGAUCCAAAGACAAAUUAUUCUAUUGCACUGUAUUUACAAUAACCAGCAUGAUGGUGACAUCUGUUCUGUUUUCAAUUCAUUUCUUUGAUACAAAGGGUAUUCAUAGAGUAAGUAUGUAUUUGUAUUACCUUUGAAAGUGUUAAAAAUAAUUGAAACCAGUAACAAAUGACUCAUAUUCUCAGCUUUUCCAAAAAUCCUUGUUAUUUAAAUUUAGUUCACUGGUUAGGGAGAGACAUCAUUUUUCUAUGCUCACCAGCUCUUGCUGUAGCAUGUUCCAAUAUCCACACACUGCGGAGUGUGCUAGACAACCACAUCUGCUCUUCUUAAGAUUGUAACACAGUUAAUUUAUCCAACAUUGAAAGGUCUCAGGUUUUGGAUCGCCAUAUAUUACUUUUUGAGGUAAUCGUUGCUCUGUUGAAUACCCAUCUUACCAUGAUAGCAAUGUGGGGAUUCUACCUUAAAAAAAAUCGCUUAUCCUAUCAUUGCAACCAUUUCUUCGCAGCCUCUGGCAAUUCUGCAUCAACGGGAGGUCAUGGCCACCCAAGCUUCUUUGACCUCUUCUUCGACUGAGGAAAAAAAAUUGAAAGUUGCUUGGAACAAGGUCCGGUGAGUAUGGCAAAUGAGAAAAAAAGACCCCAUUUGAUUGAGGUUAACAAGACUUAAGUCAUGUGCACCUCAUGAAACGCACAAUGUUUUCUUGAAGGAAAAUAACUUCACAAGACCAAAAAUGUGGCCGUUUUCGCCUGAUUGCUGACCUGUUUUUUCCAAAUCUCAUAAUACCUGCAGCAUCGAUCAUUUAUCCUCUUUCCACUAAAUUCAUCAGCAAUAUUUCUGAACUAUUCCCCAUAAGGUGAAAAAAUAUGCUCGCCUGACGAGCUCUGCUUAGCUCACAUAGGCACAUAUUUUGGAUUCAUGGCAGUGAGAGAUGGGCGCAGAAAAAUGAUGUCAUUUGCGAGACAAAAUUUAAGAAACUAAAGCCCCUUGAAAAGCUGAGAGUAUGUCGUAUAAUACAUUUUUUAUAGACUUCAACUAUCUUUAUUACUUUUGUAGAAAAUACACAUUCAUACUUACAAUCCAAUCGGCCCUGGCAAGUGUUUAAGUCGGAUUUCUAAAGAAUUAUUCUGGCGCUAGGCCUUCGCAAAAGUUUCUGUGUACGUAGGCAAUAAAAACUCUGUAGCAGUAAAGAAAAUCCUUUUUCCUAAACAAGUGAAUAAAAUAUAUUUGGCUCAUCAUCCAUUCCUUUUUAUAGAAAAUUUCAAUUACAUUUAGACACAGAGUGAAAUGAGUACAUAUCUCAAAUGUUCCCAGUAAGAAGUUUUUAUAAUUCCAACUUCUUUUGUUUACAAGUUGAUGUUUAGCGUUCCUGCCCAAACUUGUAUUUUUAAUUGUGUAAAUUAAACAAAUUUUUAUUACUGCUCAGUUAAGAAAUUAAUUCAUGUCAAUAUUAUGUAUAUUGAUUAUCAAUGAAAUGAAACAUGCAAAACAUAAUUUGACGCUUGUCUGAUUUGUUUACUAAAUUAAAAUUUUCCUGCGCAUUCUAAUUCAAAUUCCCCAGAAACUUACAUCUUAAAAGAAGAUAAGCUGCCCUUUUUAAAGACGGAAAAGAUCCUACGUAACUAUACAAAUUGAAAAUUUUAAUGAGGUUCCAUGAAUACUGUUGAGUUACAUAUCUAAAAUAAAUGUUCUAAAGGAGGGAGAGUUCAUUAUUGUCUGCAUUGUGUUGACAAACAGCAAAACAGGCCUAUGAAAAAGCUUCAGCCUUUGUUCUAAUUGUGUUAGAAACUCCAACCCCUCCUCUUUUUUUCCUUCUCUGCGUACACAUAAGUAUGUAGGUACCCCAAUGCGCUGUUAACAACUAUUCAAUCAUAACUCCUUACUAGUUUUAACCCUGUUCCAUUGUUUUCAACCAUUUAGAUCAGUAUCACUCCAAUGUUUUAUCAUCGUUAUUUUAUCAUUCUUAAUGUAAUUUUAAUUCUGUUUGUAACCAAGUUGAUCAUUUGAUUUAAAUACCUCGCCUCCAAAAUUGUCGUUAUUAAUUUUUAAUUAGUUGUUAUAGCUGUUGUCUUUUAUCAUUGCUGUCCAUAAUUUAUUUGACAACUAGAUGUCUCUGUCUUCAGUCAUGUGCUCAUUUAUUUUUCUUCUUCUUUUACUUCUCUUUUUAGUCUAUUUACAACACCAGAACUGCAAGAAACUUUGACAAAUACUAAAGUCUUUGAUGAACGUUUAGAAUUGUUCCCUAUCAGCUGAUGUAGAAUCUUUCCCGUUGGUAUUCAAUCUCUCAAACUUUGAACAUUUUGUAUCAUCAUAGACAUUUUGCUCUUAUUUUUUUCUAAGCCUGCUUUUUGUUACAAGCAAACUUAUAGGAGAUAACAUUUUUACACCGUGUUAAAUGAAGAGGCACGAAGUCAAGCGCGGAGGUUCAGAGACUUCCGUAUUCUGCAACCGGUCCGGUAAAGGGAAAUGGAGCAACCCUGUCACUCCGGAAAUGGAAAAUAGCAAAAACCCUGUGAGAUUACUGAAAUUUGCGUUUCACAGCGUUUUAUUGGUUGAAAAGUCCAAUUUUGGGGGUGAAAGUUCUUUUAAUAGUCUUCAGACGGAAGCAAUCAUGAAUUUAGAUUAAAAAUAGGGGAAAGCUUGGAACUUUCUGCACACUUAGUUUAAGACGCGUUAAAACAGCAACACGAGCUGAUUGUCAGGCAGCAUAAGGAGCUUUAUAUGAUCAGUGCUAGCUGCGUAGGUACUCAGAUUAACCAUUACAAGCCUCCAAUUCGAUUCAUCAAGCGGCUUGACGAGCUGUCUGAACACCAAGUCACCUGUAGAGUGCAAUAAGUAAAACUUGAAGAAUAUGUACCUCUGUUUUGAAUAUCAUUAACUUCUUAUUACAUUUUAAUUCAAUGAGAGAAUACUAGCCAUUACUUUUUCCUUUUCUAGUCUUCAUUUUUAUUCACCGAGAGGAAUUAAGUCCGUCAUUGUAUGUAUCUUUUCGAUACAGCCUGCUUGGACUACAUUUCGCUAUUCGGAACUACAAUUUCUGGCUUAUCAGCAAAAACAUUCACGUGAUAAAUGGUACAUAUGUUGUUUCUAACUGAGGUAGAAAUUGUAGCUCCUAUUGAAAAGCAUAUGUAUAGUCUAUUUCAUCCAAUUAAAAGUUGAAAUGAGGGAGGCACAAAGGAUGACAAGAUUUUUUGGUUGAUCAGUCGCUGACUUCUCUUCUGAAAAAACAAAUCUCUUCAAAGGAGUCGAUUUCUUGUCAAGACUCAAUUUGAGUCAGUGGGAAUGAAAACACACCAACUUGGAAAAAUGAAAUUGUUCAAGAGACACAAAAACCUGCAAAGUAGGUGAUGAAGUUGGUCAAAGAAAAAGCUUUUUAAUGCCAUAAAGGACAUUUUGGGACACUUAAAAGGUCCAAGGCAGUGUUAGUGGGUUCUCUGUGUGCGAGAUCUGUAUGCUCUGCUGCUCUCCGUGCUGCUAUUGGCUGUGCGCCAUUCUGUGACGUCACGGACACGGAUAUUUUAUGAUAGGGAAGCAUUUGCCUAAAAGGUUUUUGUCCGUAACCGUGCAGGGAAUGUCCGCGCAGCAUGGAUAAAUCCGUACGCUUGGAAUCACUGGUCCAAGAAUACAUGAAUGUGCCAUCUUCGAUGGCUUUUAUGGAAUUUUGGCAUUUUUAAGCUCUGGAGUUGGUGUGUUUUCAUUCUCUUAGAUUCAUUUAUUAUCAUUUCUUUUGACGUAGGAUAUUCGUCUCUAUUGUAUAUCAGUCUUCAUCUAUCCAUCUAGAGCCAAAUCUCUCCUUUCUAGUAUUCAAUCAUUCAAUUAUAGUAAUCUUUCAGCUUAUAAUUCACUCAAAGUAAAUCUCUGAACUUGUGAUCUUUUAGGCAGAUCCAAAACUGUAGUAAGUCAAUCAAUUAUUUUCCAUCUCUGUCAAUUUAGUUCAGAUUACAUGCGUUUCCUCUGCUUUUACAAGGCACGUUAUUUAUAAAACUCUUUUUUCAAGGUCAAGGGAAUUUGGCCUGGUAACUCAGACCUGCAAUAUCAGUUAGUUAAAUUUUUAUGGAGAGUUAAUUGUGUUGAUAAUUCUUAAUUGGACAUGAUUCAUUUUCCUAGUAACGGCUAAAAGAAAUUGCUGGAAUGUCUGAUAUUUCCAUUAAAAAUUGUUCCAAGUCUUUAGUGCUUUAAAUCAAAGUUUUUAUACUCUCAACUAAUUUUGUGCCCAGCUGUAAUGGUUUCGCUGUCGUGCGUUAGUUGCUGGGCUAGUAAAACGUCUAUGUAGAUUCUAAAAUAUUUUUAGUUUUUCUUUUUCUUUAUUCCUUUUUUUUUUAGUGAUUUUAAGGAACAUUCGCAAAUGAAGUUCUAUUUGCUUAGUACAGCAGCGGCCUGAAAAAUAUUUUAAUCAUCUUGUUCUUUUAUUAUUUUACAGUGUACAUCAAUAAUAUACUCCUUUAAUUACAUUAACUGAUCAUAGUUGUUCCACAUAAUUUCAGAGUUGGCUUUAACGGAAGAUCUCCGCGUAUUUAUGUUAUGCUCUUUUUAUGUUCUGUGUUAAUUCAGUUUCAUUAUAAAUAUAUAUUUUUGUAUUAUAA